ACGGAGAUAGUCUAGUCGCAUUUUCCGCUCGUGCAGUUUGGUCUUGGUUGCUUCUUGUUUCGAACAUUAUGCGAUGAACCUAGAAGAGGACAUUGUGCAGAAAGAUCUUAGCGAUCUUCUCUUGCAUUUCUCCAAGCAGACGUAUUCCGCGAGCAGCUCCGACGAAAAAGCUGCUAGAAUAUUAGAUCGAUGUGUUGAUCUGUUCAUGAAAGAUUACGAGAUUUCCGUUUUGAUGAAUGAUAAUGGAGAAUUGUGUGGUCACUAUCCACAGAAAAUCAUAAUCAUUGAGUCAGAAAUAUGUCAUGAAGAUUCUUCUUCUUCAAGAAAAAGCGAGAAAAUGAAUAAUGUGAGCCAACUAAGACCUCUUAGUGUCAGAGCUCGACUAGCAAGAUGUCGAUCUCGAUUUGUAGUUCCUGUGAUAUCCUUUGAUGGAAAGAACAUUUGCCGUUCAGCAACAAUAUCGAGUUUAGCUGAAAUAUAUGGACGUUCAGGAUUAAAUUUUUUAUUUUCCUCACCAAUAUUACCUGAAGAUGAUGAUACAGCUGCUCUUGAAGAAGAAAGAUGCUUUUUCCUUGACAUUAGCGAAUGGGAUUUGCUACACAGAUCUCGAAUUCAGGACAUUCAACUUCUUAAAACGUUGCGUGUAAAGUAUAUUUUUGACUUGAUGCUUGAAAACAAGAAGGUGAAAUAUGGCAUGAGAGUAACAUCAUCAGAAAAAGUUGAUAAGGAAAACCGUUAUGAAGACUUUUGCCUUUGUUGCAUACCUUACCCAGGUUGUGAAUUCUUCAAGGUGUUAAAAACGAAAGAUUAUAUCUCUGAGCAAGCGCAUUUUGAUUGGGAUCAAGAUUACGUUGACGCGGAUUUAAAUCUACCGCGUGAGAUUGAAUCACUUGUAGAUUGCGAAUGGGAGCAGUAUCAGAGAUGGGACCUCGCGACUUUGACUCAAAACUAUUUUCUCCUUCUAAUAAAAACGAUAUUAGAGAACAACGAUGGCAUUUUAGUUCAUUGUAUUUCUGGAUGGGAUAGGACGCCUUUAUUCAUUGCAUUAUUGAGAUUGUCCCUUUGGGCGGAUGGUGUAAUCCACAAGUCUUUAAAUGCGUUAGAGAUUUUGUACUUGACGAUUGCUUACGAUUGGCUUUUGUUCGGUCAUGAUUUGAGCGACAGGAUGCAAAGGGAUGAAGAGGUGUUCUUUUUCUGUUUUCAUUUUCUACACUACAUCACGGACGACCUAUAUUCAUACGCUAAAUUCGAAAGGUUUUCCAAUGAAUGUGAAAUGUUCAGUUCGCGAAAAGAAAGCGAAAGAUUUGACACUGCAUCAUCUACUGAUUACGCUAACGGCGAUUGCAAUAGCGAGGCGCGUAUCUCUCCUGAUGAAGAUGAACACGUUUGUGUUGUUAACGAGAAUUUUGAUGAAACUAGUUCAAGCUCAGAUACCUUAACAGCUUGUCAUAAUCCAGACGUGGAGUCUCAUCAUCAAAAUGGUUCAACACCAUUGCCUGUUCCAACUGGUAAUAAUUCUUUAAGAAAUAAUGUGCAGCGUUCGAACUCCUUAAAUGCGGGCAGCUGGCAGAUUGUUUCUGACUCGGGAAGUUGCUGCAGUACAAAUGGUAGUUAUGGCGGUCCUUCGAAUGUCGAUAAACAUGACCAUACUAGCAGUCUCAGUUCUUGUGAAGAAGUGAACGAGGAGUCAAUAAGGAAGACGAAGCUCGAAUGUGUUCGUGGCAUGUUUCUUAAACUCUACGACGACGUUUUUCGUGACAGCCAGAACCCAAAUAACGCUACCUUAACGAAGAUAUUUAAUCACGUCACAGAUAAGUUUAAAACCCCUUGGGGAAGGUGACGUCAUGGAUCAAAUGUAACCCGACCCCCUCCUGGCCUAGUGCGAUUUUAUCACGUGACUCAAUGCGACCGACAUGCAACAUCUACGCUUAGGUUCUCCAUCUUUGCGUUUGUGCAUAUCCUCACAAUUUUUGCCGCAUCCUUCGUGAAUGAAACACGCUCAAAAAUGAUGUAGUUUUUAACACAAAGAAGAAACAAGAAAACGAUUAAAACUUAGUUCUUAAAUAACUUAUUAUUUGACUGGAAUCAACUGAAAAGCUAUAGUACUCGAAAUUUCUUAUAUUUAAAACCAACUUUUUAUACAUAUAUAAAUAAAGUUAUCUGCACGAAAA
This is a messenger RNA of Xenia sp. Carnegie-2017, 2171 nucleotides long. RefSeq names its product myotubularin-related protein 14-like. Gene Ontology annotation, molecular function: phosphatidylinositol-3-phosphate phosphatase activity. The coding region runs from base 74 to 1840 and encodes 588 amino acids. Lineage: Eukaryota; Metazoa; Cnidaria; Anthozoa; Malacalcyonacea; Xeniidae. The record is from RefSeq and is a predicted model, not a curated record. The transcript is spliced from 19 exons. Gene Ontology annotation, biological process: dephosphorylation.